Molecule: messenger RNA, 603 nt
Organism: Penicillium malachiteum
Lineage: Eukaryota; Fungi; Ascomycota; Eurotiomycetes; Eurotiales; Aspergillaceae
Product: palmitoyltransferase YKT6
Exons: 6
Coding region: 1-603 (200 amino acids)
Biological process (GO): endoplasmic reticulum to Golgi vesicle-mediated transport
Cellular component (GO): Golgi apparatus; membrane
Molecular function (GO): SNAP receptor activity
Source: RefSeq, a predicted model, not a curated record
AUGAAGAUCCUCUAUAUGGGCAUUCUCCGCAACGAUGCUCAGCCAGCUCUCCAGCUCUGUGCCGAGAAAGAUCUCAGCUCGUUCUCCCGUUUCACUCGUAACAACUAUGCGGAGUUUCUCUUGCUCUUCUGCCGCACGGUCGCCGAACGCACGAAGCCUGGACAGCGCCAGGACGUCGAGGAGAAGUCAUACACAUUCCACGCAUACGGCCGGUCCGAGGGUGUGGCCGGUGUGAUCGUUACCGACGGGGACUACCCUGCCCUGGUUGCUCACCAACUCCUUUCUAAGAUCGUCGACGAAUUCCUUGCGAAGCACCCCCGUACAUCGUUCUCGGGCCAAUCUCUGAGCGAGGAUGCUUGCCCCCUGCCACAGCUCAAGGAAUACAUUGUCAAGUACCAGGAUCCCAAGCAGGCCGAUAGCAUUAUGAAGAUUCAGCAGGAGUUGGAUGAGACCAAGAUUGUGUUGCACAAGACUAUCGAGAGUGUUUUGGAGCGUGGUGAGAAGAUUGAUUCUUUGGUGCAGAAGAGUGAUGGACUGUCUGCACAGAGUAAGAUGUUCUAUACUCAGGCCAAGAAGCAAAACUCUUGCUGUACUUUGAUGUAA